CACUUGGCUGAUAUGCUACGGUCUGAAAAAACUGGACCUUGCAGAGGAGGCGUACAUGAGCAAGCAGCAAAACCAGAGGGCAUGUUUGACAAGUUUUGUUCUGUACUGGAAUACUUGAGUAUUGGACUUGAAAAACUAGCCAAAAGGCUGAGAUCAGGAGAAGGCGAAGACGAAGUGGAUGCCAAAAUGGAAGAAACGUCAAAUGGUGACAACAUUGCAAGUGACAAAAACCACGAUGUGCGACGACAGAGAUGUGUACAUGUGCUGCGAGUGGUUCUGCUCUUUGUUGGCACUGUUGGCACUGUUGUCCUUGCAGUAGUCUUACAAGAAACUAGAUACCCAACAGACAGUAUUGAUACGUCACUUCGUGAACCUACUCCAAUUCGUGAAAAAGCAGCAGUACCGUUAGCUGCGGAUUCAGACGAUGACCAAGUUACAUACCCAACAGACAGUAUUGAUACGUCACUUCGUGAACCUACUCCAAUUCGUGAAAAAGCAGAAGUACCGUUAGCUGCGGACUCAGACAAUGACCAAGUUACAUUUGUUGAACUUAGAAAGAUUGCUGAAGAGGUAGGAUCUCAUUGGCAUCCAAUUGGCAUUCAUCUGGGAUUCAGUGGUGAAACGCUUACACAAUAUGAGAAACAGUUCAACGAGCCAUCUCGUCUUCUCUUUGAGAUUCUUGACAAAUGGCAGAAACAGAAAGGCAAACAAGCAACAAAGAAUGCACUUUUGGAAGCUUGCAGACAAGCUGGUGUUAGAGGGGCAUGUGAAAGGGUUUUAAAAAGAUGAGAAGGUGACAUUUCUUUUUACAAUAAUUAUUGUUGUAGCUCUGUUAGCUUAUGGGAGCACAAAGAAUGGGCUGUGACCCUCAUCACAGUUCCUUGUCUCUUAGCUAGCGUUGUUCUGGAAUUUUUGAAUCAUUAAGCUGUUGGUAACGCGUACAUAAAACUAAUAGACUUAGUACGUUUCUAACAUAAGCUACUGCUCGAGAUUUUUAUCUGAAUGUUACAUGCGGAAAACUGUAGUA
Messenger RNA from Corticium candelabrum, 1027 nucleotides. RefSeq lists its product as uncharacterized. Gene Ontology annotation, biological process: signal transduction. Bases 13 to 789 code for a protein of 258 amino acids. The transcript is spliced from 4 exons. Gene Ontology annotation, molecular function: protein binding. The record is from RefSeq and is a predicted model, not a curated record. NCBI's taxonomy places the organism in Eukaryota, Metazoa, Porifera, Homoscleromorpha, Homosclerophorida, Plakinidae.